Messenger RNA from Trametes versicolor FP-101664 SS1, 624 nucleotides. RefSeq names its product SFT2-domain-containing protein. The transcript is spliced from 6 exons. The record is from RefSeq and is a predicted model, not a curated record. Bases 1 to 624 code for a protein of 207 amino acids. Lineage: Eukaryota; Fungi; Basidiomycota; Agaricomycetes; Polyporales; Polyporaceae. Gene Ontology annotation, biological process: vesicle-mediated transport. Gene Ontology annotation, cellular component: membrane.
AUGCCUGCACAGUCAACAGAACAGAGCUUCCGGGACAACCUCGCGGGGUUCCGCUGGGCACGCGGCAACAACGACGACUCGCAGGCCACCCCAGUCGCGAACGCCAAUCCCUUCUCGCGAUUCUACAACGCCAUUGGAAAUGGCUACGUGCCGCUGCGCUCGACGGAGCGUUCAAAUGAGGAGGAGGCCUACUUUGCGCUCUCGAGAUGGGAGAGGUUAUUGGGCUUCGGAGCGUGUCUCCUCGGGGCCGCUGUGUGUUUCUUCGUUGCGUUCUUGACUCUGCCAUGGAUUGCGCUACGCCCGGCGAAGUUCGCGCUCGCGUUCAGCUUGGGGAGUUUGCUCGUGAUGUUUGGUUUCGCGGUUCUCAUCGGCCCGCUAAAUCACCUCAAGCACCUCUUCUCGAAAGAGAGGAUACCAUUCUCUUGCGCGUACCUCGCGAGCUUGGGGCUCACACUGUAUUUCUCCCUGGGGCCCCACUCAUAUCUGGGGUCCCUCAUCUGCGCCAUCGUCCAGGUUGUGGCACUGCUUUCAUACAUAGCCGCGUAUUUCCCCGGCGGCACGCAGACGCUGCGCUUCGGCGGCCAGAUGGCGCUGCGCGGUGCUGGCAGCCUACUUCCCUUCUAG